Nanorana parkeri is the source of this 8690-nucleotide messenger RNA. It is a transcript of the gene ITPR2, whose product is annotated as inositol 1,4,5-trisphosphate receptor type 2. The transcript has 58 exons. Gene Ontology annotation, biological process: calcium ion transmembrane transport. Lineage: Eukaryota; Metazoa; Chordata; Amphibia; Anura; Dicroglossidae. Gene Ontology annotation, molecular function: inositol 1,4,5-trisphosphate-gated calcium channel activity; inositol 1,4,5 trisphosphate binding. The coding region runs from base 66 to 8174 and encodes 2702 amino acids. Gene Ontology annotation, cellular component: endoplasmic reticulum; membrane. The record is from RefSeq and is a predicted model, not a curated record.
UCCGGAGAUCUGGGCUACUGCACCAUGCCCUGGCUGUAGGGGGCGCCACUGCCGGCGGAGUGAGGAUGCCCGAUAAAAUGUCCAGCUUCUUAUACAUCGGGGACAUCGUGUCCCUCUAUGCGGAGGGCUCUGUCAAUGGAUUCAUCAGCACCCUGGGGUUGGUGGAUGAUAGAUGUGUGGUUAACCCAGAGGCUGGAGACCUGGCCAAUCCACCCAAAAAAUUCAGAGACUGUCUGUUCAAGGUGUGUCCUAUGAACAGGUACUCGGCACAGAAACAAUUCUGGAAAGCUAAACAGGCAAAACAAGGGAACAACACAGAAGCUGCACUUCUGAAGAAACUUCAGCACGCUGCAGAACUUGAACAGAAACAGAACGAGUCAGAGAACAAAAAGCUUCUGGGAGAGAUUGUAAAAUACAGCAAUGUCAUACAGCUCCUGCACAUUAAGAGUAACAAAUACCUCACGGUUAACAAGCGGCUGCCGGCGCUGUUGGAGAAGAACGCCAUGCGGGUGUCUUUGGACGCAGCAGGGAACGAAGGCUCCUGGUUCUACAUUCAGCCGUUCUGGAAGCUGAGGAGCGAGGGAGACAAUGUGGUUGUAGGCGAUAAGGUAGUACUGAUGCCGGUGAAUGCUGGGCAGCCUCUUCACGCCAGUAAUAUAGAACUCCUGGAUAACCCCGGCUGUAAGGAGGUGAACGCUGUGAACUGCAACACAAGCUGGAAGGUUACAUUGUUUAUGAAGUUCAGUGACUAUCGGGAAGAUGUCCUGAAAGGGGGCGACGUGGUCAGACUCUUUCAUGCAGAACAAGAGAAAUUUCUGACCUGUGACGAAUAUGAAAAAAAGCAACAUAUCUUUCUCCGUACCACCUUACGCCAGUCCGCCACAUCGGCAACCAGCUCCAAGGCCUUAUGGGAAAUUGAGGUUGUGCAUCACGAUCCGUGCCGAGGAGGAGCCGGGCAGUGGAACAGCCUGUUCAGGUUUAAGCACUUGGCUACCGGAAAUUACCUGGCUGCAGAGCUCAACCCAGAUUAUCGGGAUGUCAAUGACGGCAAAGUUACGAAGGAAGGUGAAUUGCCGGUGUCGAAGAGGAAAUGGCAGGCAGGAGAGAAGAUUAUGUUCACACUGGUGUCUGUACCGCACGGGAACGACAUUGCGUCACUCUUUGAACUGGACGCCACGACCCUGCAGCGGGCUGACUGCUUGGUGCCCAGGAACUCCUACGUCAGACUGCGCCAUCUUUGUACCAACACCUGGGUGACCAGUACUAGUAUUCCCAUUGACACAGAUGAGGAAAGGCCAGUCAUGCUGAAGAUUGGAACGUGCCAAACGAAGGAAGAUAAGGAAGCUUUUGCCAUCAUCUCUGUUCCGCUGUCGGAGGUGCGAGACCUGGAUUUUGCCAAUGACGCCAACAAAGUUUUAUCCUCCACGGUCAAGAAGUUGGAGUAUGGAACCAUCAAUCAGAAUGAGCGAAGGUUUGUAACCAAACUCUUGGAAGAUCUGAUAUUCUUUGUAGCUGGCGUCCCAAAUAACGGACAGGAAGUACUGGAUGUAAUUGUCACCAAACCCAACCGGGAAAGACAAAAGUUAAUGAGGGAGCAGAAUAUUUUAGCUCAGAUCUUUGGCAUCUUGAAGGCGCCAUUCAAAGACAAGGCGGGUGAAGGCUCCAUGCUGCGGCUUGAAGAUCUGGGAGACCAGAGAUACGCCCCCUACAAGUACAUCCUGCGACUUUGUUACCGCGUCCUGAGGCACUCUCAGCAAGACUAUCGGAAGAACCAGGAAUAUAUCGCCAAGCAUUUCUGUAUCAUGCAGUCACAGAUCGGAUAUGACAUCCUGGCAGAAGACACCAUCACCGCUCUCCUACACAACAACCGCAAACUGCUGGAGAAACACAUCACCGCCAAGGAGAUUGAGACCUUUGUGAAUUUAUUGAGACGGAACCGAGAGCCGAGAUUCCUGGAUUAUUUGUCGGAUCUCUGUGUGUCAAAUACGACCGCCAUACCUGUAACUCAGGAGCUGAUCUGUAAAUUUAUGUUGAGCCCAGGAAACGCCGAUAUCCUCAUUCAGACCAAACUGGUCUCACUGCAGAUGGACAAUCCCCUGGAAUGCUCUGUGCUUGCUGAUGACAUUGAUGAAGAGGAGGUCUGGUUAUAUUGGAUUGACAGCAAUAAAGAGCCACAUGGCAAAGCCAUCCGACACCUGGCACAGGAAGCUAAGGAGGGAACUAAAGCUGACCUUGAAGUUUUAAAUUACUACAGGUAUCAGCUGAACCUGUUUGCACGGAUGUGUCUGGACCGCCAGUAUCUCGCCAUCAACCAGAUCUCCACCCAGCUUUCCGUAGACCUGAUCCUACGCUGUAUGUCUGAUGAAAACCUCCCCUAUGACCUGCGUGCCUCCUUCUGCCGUCUCAUGUUGCACAUUCAUGUGGACCGCGAUCCUCAAGAAACAGUGAUCCCUGUGAAGUAUGCCAGACUGUGGACGGAGAUCCCCACACGCAUCAGCAUCCACGAUUAUGACUCCUUCACCGACUCGUCCCGGGAUGACAUGAAGAGGAAGUUUGCACUGACCAUGGAAUUUGUGGAAGAAUAUCUCAAGGAGGUUGUGAAUCAGCCCUUCCCCUUUGGUGACAAGGAGAAAAAUAAACUAACUUAUGAGGUCGUCCAUUUGGCCCGAAAUCUCAUCUAUUUUGGAUUCUAUAGUUUCAGCGAGCUGCUGCGACUAACUCGGACUCUUCUGGCUAUACUGGACAUUGUCCAAAGCCCCAUGUCUUCCUACCUGGAGCGGCUGAGCAAAUUCCAGGAUGGAGGUAAUAAUGUCAUGAGAACGAUCCACGGGGUUGGAGAGAUGAUGACCCAGAUGGUCCUCAGCCGUGGCUCCGUCCUUCCCAUUGCAGUUCCGGAUGUUCAGCCCAGUCUGCACACCAGCAAGCAGACCAGCGACAGCGAAGACAUAACCGUUAUGGACACUAAGCUGAAGAUCAUCGAGAUCCUACAGUUUAUUCUUAGUGUGCGGCUGGAUUACAGAAUUUCCUAUAUGCUAUCCAUCUACAAGAAGGAGUUCGGAGAUAAUGGAGGCACUGUGGACAACUCAACAGUUUCAACAACCUCGCCUCCUGAUACACCGACCCUGUCAGCUGUUGUUGCUGUUGUUCCUGAUAUCGAUGAAAUUGCAGCACGGGCUGAGACCAUGUUUGCUGGAAGCAAAGAGAAGAAUCCUGUGGAACUGGACGAUGAAGGUGGCAGGACCUUCCUGCGGGUCCUCAUUCACCUGAUCAUGCAUGACUAUCCACCGCUGCUCUCUGGUGCUCUCCAAUUGCUCUUCAAGCAUUUUAGCCAGAGGGGGGAGGUCCUACAGGCCUUCAAACAGGUUCAGCUCCUGGUAUCAAAUCAGGAUGUCGACAACUACAAGCAGAUCAAGGCCGACCUGGACCAAUUACGGCUGACGGUGGAGAAGUCUGAACUUUGGGUUGAAAAGAGCAAUAGUUACGAGAACGAGGAAUUGGGAGAAGGGCAGGCCAAGGAUGGCAAAGAGCAGAUUAAUGAGGACACAAGUAUUCUGGGUCCUGUUGAAGAUGGGACCAAGAAGCCUCAGAUCGACAGCAACAAAGCCAACAACUACAAAAUUGUCAAAGAGAUCCUGAUCCGGCUAAGCAAGCUAUGUUCACAGAGUAAGAAGGGCCGUAGCCAGCAGCAGAGACUUCUGAAGAAUAUGGGAGCUCAUUCUGUGGUUCUGGAUCUUCUGCAGAUUCCAUAUGAAAAGACUGACGACAAAAUGAACGAGAUCAUGACCCUCGCUCAUAACUUCCUACAAAAUUUUUGCCGUGGCAACCCGCAGAAUCAAAUCCUGCUUCAUAAAAACCUGAACCUCUUCCUGACUCCGGGGCUCCUGGAAGCAGAAACCAUGAGAAACAUCUUUAUGAACAACUAUCACUUGUGCAACGAGAUCAGCGACCGCGUAGUCCAGCACUUUGUCCACUGCGUGGAGACUCACGGCCGCCACGUGGAGUACCUGCGCUUCCUGCAGACCAUUGUGAAAGCAGAUGGGAAGUAUGUUAAGAAAUGUCAAGACGUCGUGAUGACGGAGCUGAUCAACGGCGGGGAAGAUGUGCUCAUCUUCUACAAUGACCGGGCCUCGUUCCCCGUCCUCCUCCAGAUGAUGUGUUCUGAGCGAGACCGUGCAGACGAGAGCGGGGCCCUGGCCUACCACAUCACCCUGGUGGAGCUCUUGGCAGCUUGUACAGAGGGCAAGAAUGUCUACACCGAAAUCAAGUGCAACUCCCUGCUGCCCCUGGAUGACAUUGUCCGGGUGGUGACACAUGAUGACUGCAUUCCAGAGGUCAAAAUUGCCUACGUCAACUUCGUCAACCACUGUUACGUGGACACCGAGGUGGAAAUGAAAGAGAUCUACACCAGCAACCACAUCUGGAAGUUAUUUGAGAAUUUCCUCGUGGAUAUGGCGAGAGUCUGCAACACGACCACGGAUCGGAAACACGCAGACACGGCUCUGGAGAAGUACGUCACUGAGGCCGUCAUGAACAUUGUCAGCGGAUUUUUCAACUCCCCUUUCUCCGAUAACAGCACCAGCCUUCAGACCCACCAGCCCGUCUUCAUCCAGCUCCUCCAAUCCGCCUUCCGAAUUUACAACUGUACGUGGCCGAACCCGUCUCAGAAAUCCUCAGUGGAGUCGUGUAUAAAAACACUGGCAGAAGUGGCGAAAAACCGUGGCAUAGCCAUCCCGGUGGAUUUGGACAGCCAGGUGAACACGCUGUUCCUGAAGAGUCACACUAACAUGGUGCAGAGAGCCGCCAUGGGCUGGAGGAUGAGCGCACGCACUGGACCCCGCAAAGAGAUGCUAGGGGGUCCGGCAUGGGAUUAUCGCAACAUCAUCGAGAAGCUGCAGGAUGUUGUGGCCUCGUUGGAGCACCAGUUCAGUCCCAUGGUGUUGGCGGAGUUCUCAGUCCUUGUCGAUGUCCUGCACAGCCCUGAACUACUCUUCCCUGAAGGAAGCGAUGCUCGGAUCCGCUGUGGGGCCUUCAUGUCUAAGUUGAUUAAUCACACGAAGAAGCUGAUGGAGAAGGAGGAGAAACUUUGUAUCAAAAUCCUGCAGACGUUACGUGAAAUGUUGGACAAAAAAGACAGCUUCGCUGAGCAGGGCGUCACGCUGCGCAAAAUACUACUGAACCGCUACUUCAAGGGUGACUACGGGUCCACCGUGAAUGGGCCGCUGGCGGUAGGAUACGCGAAGGCCGGAGCGGCAGCCGCCUUCUCCAUCCAGGACAGCGACAGGAAGUUGGGGGCUACCAUGAUGGAAAUUCAGUGUCUUCUUGACAAGGAGGGAGCCUCGGAACUGGUCAUAGACGUCAUCGUCAGCACCAAGAACGAUCGGAUAUUUUCCGAAGGAAUCUUACUCGGAAUUGCGUUGCUGGAGGGUGGAAACACCCAAAUACAGAGUUCCUUCUACCACCAACUAAACGCACAGAAAAAAUCCGAGAAGUUUUUCAAGGUUCUGUACGACAGGAUGAAAGCUGCCCAGCAAGAGAUCCGCGCCACUGUGACCGUCAACACCAUCGACCUGGGCACCAAGAAGAAGGAUGACGAGUACGAGUCCACGUCCUUACCCAAGAAGAGAGUGCGGGAUUCUCAGCUUCAUCUUAAAGACGGGAUGAAGGGACAGCUGGCUGAGGCCUCCACAGCGACGUCCAAGGCGUACUGCAUGUACCGCAAAGCCAUAGAUCCAGACAUGGACAUGAUGGGCUCUGGGGGAGAUAACGGAGGAGGUGAGGAGAAGGCGGCAGAGGAGUCGGUCACCAUGAGCCCCGUCAUAGCCAUCAUGCAGCCAAUCAUGAGGUUCCUCCAGCUGCUGUGUGAGAACCAUAACCUUGGCCUGCAGAACUUUUUGAGGAACCAAAACAACAAGACCAACUACAACCUGGUGUGCGAGACGCUCCAGUUCUUGGACUGCAUUUGCGGGAGUACAACAGGCGGUCUGGGUCUGCUCGGGCUGUACAUCAAUGAACGCAACGUGGCCCUGGUGAACCAAACGCUGGAGAGCUUAACGGAGUAUUGCCAAGGGCCCUGUCAUGAGAAUCAGACAUGUAUAGCGACUCACGAGUCCAACGGGAUCGACAUCAUCAUUGCCUUAAUUCUGAAUGACAUCAACCCGCUGGGGAAGUACCGCAUGGACCUGGUGCUGCAAUUAAAGAACAACGCCUCCAAACUGCUUCUGGCCAUCAUGGAGAGCCGCCAUGACAGCGAGAACGCGGAGAGGAUCCUGUUUAACAUGAGACCCGGAGAACUGGUAGAUGUCAUAAAGGCAGCUUAUAACCAGGGACUGGAGUGCGACCAGGACGAGCACAGCACAGAUGACCAGGUGUCCCCUAGGUGUGUCGGACACAACAUUUACAUCUUGGCUCACCAGUUGGCACGACAUUCCAAGAUAUUACAGCAAAUGCUGAGGCCGGGGAACGACCCAGAUGGCGGCGAUGAAGCUUUGAAGUACUAUGCGAACCAUACGGCUCAGAUUGAGAUUGUCCGCCAUGAUCGCACCAUGGAGCAGAUCGUGUUCUCCGUGCCGAACAUCUGCGAGUAUCUCACCAAAGAGUCCAUGCAUCGGGUGUUCAACACCACCGAGAGGGACGAGCAGGGCAGCAAGAUUAACGACUUCUUCCAGCAGACGGAGGACCUCUAUAACGAGAUGAAGUGGCAGAAGAAGAUCCGGAGUAACCAAGCUCUGUUCUGGUUCUCGCGACAUAUUUCCCUCUGGGGCAGCAUCUCCUUCAACCUGGCCGUUUUCAUCAACCUGGCCGUGGCUCUGUUCUAUCCAUUUGGAGACGAUGGAGAUGAAGGGACCCUGCCCCCGUGGAUCUCUGUCUUGCUGUGGAUAGCUGUUGGCAUCUGCACGGCCAUGUUGUUCUUCUUUCACAAACCGGUCGGGAUUCGUCCAUUCCUCGUGUCAGUGAUGCUGCGCUCCAUCUAUACCUUGGGGCUGGGCCCAACUCUCAUAUUACUGGGGGCCGCCAACCUGUGCAAUAAAGUCGUCUUCCUGGUGAGUUUCGUGGGAAACCGCGGCACCUUCACCCGAGGCUAUCGAGCUGUCAUAAUGGACAUGGCGUUCUUGUAUCACGUGGUCUACGUAAUCGUGUGCAUGCUGGGCCUUUUCGUGCACGAGUUCUUCUAUAGUUUCCUGUUGUUUGACCUUGUAUAUCGAGAAGAAACCUUGUUGAACGUCAUCAAAAGCGUCACGAGAAAUGGCCGCUCAAUCAUCCUGACUGCAGUAUUGGCACUCAUUCUCGUCUACCUCUUCUCAAUUAUUGGGUUCCUAUUUCUCAAAGACGACUUCAUCAUGGAGGUGGACAGGCUGAAGACACCCGAUCUUGAUAACAGUGGCCUCCGAGGCUCUUCUGUAACAGCGAUGAUGAGUUCCUGUCCGAAGGACGACUGUCCGUCACCAACCCCACCUCUUAGCAACCAGAGCGGGCAGGGAAAUGAAGACGGUUCGGAGCGAGCGUGUGACACAUUGCUCAUGUGCAUAGUGACCGUACUGAACCAGGGCUUGCGCAAUGGCGGAGGGGUGGGCGACGUCCUCCGGAAACCUUCCAAAAAUGAGCCUUUGUUCGCUGCACGAGUUGUUUAUGACCUCCUCUUCUAUUUCAUCGUCAUCAUCAUCGUCCUGAACCUCAUCUUUGGUGUCAUCAUUGAUACUUUCGCUGACCUGAGAAGUGAGAAGCAGAAGAAAGAGGAAAUUCUGAAGACAACUUGCUUCAUCUGUGCUCUGGAGAGGGACAAGUUUGACAAUAAGACGGUCUCCUUCGAGGAGCACAUCAUGUUGGAGCAUUGCAUGUGGCACUACCUGUACUUUAUCGUACUCAUCAAGGUGAAGGACCCGACGGAGUACACCGGCCCGGAAAGCUUUGUGGCUAAAAUGAUUGCUGAGAAGAACCUGGACUGGUUCCCUCGGAUGCGCGCCAUGUCCCUCGUCAGCAGCGAGGGGGAAAACGAGCAGAACGAGAUCCGCAACCUGCAGGAGAAGCUGGACUCCACCAUGAGCCUGGUGAAGCAACUGUCCGGCCAGCUGGCAGAGCUCAAAGAGCAGAUGACGGAGCAGAGAAAAAACAAGCAGCGCCUGGGUUUCCUUGGCUCCAAUCCGACCCACGUGAACCAUCACCUCCCUGCACAUUGAGCCGCCACAGGCGGCGACAAGCAGUAUCUAUCUAUGUGUGAUGGGAUCUGGGGAGGAGACGGAUUAGGUGACCUUGUUGGACGGAUCGGAGUCGUCUAUGGUUUUCAUAACACAGCUUGUGAAUAGCAGGACCAGAGGUGGCGGCGGCGUGAGACCAGCGACCGCACUAUUCAAGUAACCGCUACAUGGACUUUCAAGAAGGAUGACUUUUUCUACAAGACAGAAUUGCAGCUUGGUUCCUUUACAGAGAAUCUUGUCAUGUUAAAGUUUUUUUUAAAGAAAAGAUCUUAUUUCUAUUUAUAGUUUUGUUAUUUAUGUACACAGGGAGGCAGCCAUGUUUGUUUAUUACAUAGGCAGGCUGUGCUUCCUAGUGUAGCACAAUGAUUGUGCCUUACCGCUUCUUUCAAGGGAAAACCGUGGGACUGCAGACUGUUUGAAAGCAAUAACAGUUCUCGGUGGCUUAUCACGUAACUGGCCUUAUCUCUGCCACUGUUGAGCAAGGCUGCUGUCUCAGAA